Molecule: messenger RNA, 1917 nt
Organism: Lodderomyces orthopsilosis Co 90-125
Lineage: Eukaryota; Fungi; Ascomycota; Pichiomycetes; Serinales; Debaryomycetaceae
Gene: HGC1
Product: cyclin
Exons: 1
Coding region: 1-1917 (638 amino acids)
Source: RefSeq, a predicted model, not a curated record
AUGAUUGCUACUACUAAACUACCAAGUCCCAGGAGCUUCGACCUACUCCCACGAAACAAGAGGGCUCAUUAUCCUGGGUUACCACAACAUCACCAGGUCCCUAGAACCCCACCACCGCCGCCACCAUGCCCACAAUCACCACAACCACAAUAUUCCAACAAACAGUUUGAGCAAAAGCUAUAUUCUUCCCACUUGUACUCAUCAGAAGUCUCCACACACGAGCGAGUUGUAUCCGAAUAUGACAUGGACAUAUACGAAACUAUGCUUGAACAAAUUGAACAAAAUAAACCAAAUGUCAAUCUAUAUAAACAACAACCGUACCUUACCCCAGCUGUAAGGGUAAAGCUUGUCGAAUUCCUACUCAAGAUGUCAGUGAGGUUGAAAAUCCUUCCAUUUGUGUUUUACAAGGCAGUGCGUUUGUUUGAUAGAUAUUGUUGCAAACGUAUUGUAUUAUUGGAUCAAUCUCAAUUGAUCAUCACCACAUGUUUAUGGAUUGCCAGUAAAGUCAAUGGUGGCAAUAAUCAUUUCGUCAAUAUGAACAACUUGAAUAAAUGUAUUGAUGGUUUCAGAGUAAUUGGUGAUUUAGGUUAUGGAAGUGGAGGUAAAUUUAUUGGUCCAACUGAAAGGUUCAGAUUACCUAAAUUACAUGAAUUGGUUAAAUUAUGUGGUGCCAAAUGUAAAUAUGAUAUGGGUAUGUUUAAACAAAUGGAAUUACAUAUUUUGUCUACUUUAGAUUGGAAUUUGUGUGAUCCACUGAUUGAAGAAUUUAUCAUCAAGAGUAAUGAAUUUUGCACUAGCCAAGCUUGUGGGACAAAUGAAGGGGAUAUUAGUACUGGUGAGAUGUUUAAAGUUAAGGAGUACUUGAGUUAUAUUUCUUUGUACUCAUUUGAAUUGGUAGAUAUCAACAUGCUUGAAGUUGGUCAAGUAGUAUCAGAUUUGAUCAAUGAUGUAUUUCAAAUUGAUUUCAAUAGCAGCGACUAUCAAAUUAUACAAGUUCCACCAACGCUAUCAUCCAGAUCAAGUUAUUCUUCAUCACGUAUCGAUAUUGAAAUGAGUCAAUACAAGAUGAUCAAAAAGAAUUUGAUUAAAUCCAUCUUGAAUACUUCGGAAUACAUGUUGAGUUUGUUCAAUACCAGUGGCCCUCAAUACUUGUAUCGUGCCGUGGUAAAUGGAUGGACACCAAUUUGCAAUGCUUCCACAACAAUGCGAGUCUAUCAAGAUUACAAUGCAAUGAAAUCGGUUUCAUUGUCAUCAACUGAACUGUAUUCUACGCCAUCUCCAACUGGUUCUGCAUACUCGACCACGUCAUUAGGCGGUGCAAUGAACACGGUGGUUACACCACCUACACCAUACAUGCAAAUACGGGCCAAUAUGAUGGUGAAUAAAUCAGCCAAUUUGUCAACACCUCCUGAAGCAAGGAAUAAAUAUAACUUUGGUGGAGGUCAGCCACUAAGACAAGCGCCACCACCACAAUCUGCUACAACUUCAAGUAUGCCACAUCAUUUAUUACCUCUUCCACAAUUAGUCCAACAACAACACCUUCAUCAUACUAAAUCAACACCAGUGUUGAAACACUUUGAAUUACCAAACCAACAACAACCACUCAGAGUCAAUACCAAUAUACCUCUAGUACAAGGUAGCACAUUCUCAGCAACAUCAUAUCCAUCUGCUACUUCUUCAACAGUUUCCUCAGCCAGUAGUGCACUGAACUCCAAUGUAUUUGAUAAACCAAUGUUUACUCACAAUGCAAAUGGAAGUGCAAUUACCCUCACAAUGGGCGAUGGUGGCGCUAGCAACAGCAACAGCAAUAGCUGCAUACUGAGAUCAAGUACUCCAAUGAGUGAUAUUGAGGCUGCAGCUGGAACAAGCAAGAGUCCAGGUAGCAUCUAUAUGGCUAUGGAAAGAAUGAGGACUUGA